UGCGCGGAGCACAGACAGACAGCAGGGAACAGCUGCAGCGUUAGGUUCGCGUAGGAUUUCACUGCACUGCGAUUUAAAAAUAUCAAUCAUUUCAUCCCCAAAAACCCAAGUAGAGCAGCUCGACACAAAGCAACCAAACCUCGGUUAAAAAAUGGUCGAUCGCGAGCAGCUGGUGCAGAAAGCCAGGCUGGCCGAACAGGCUGAGCGAUAUGAUGAUAUGGCUGCUGCUAUGAAGUCGGUAACAGAGCUGAACGAGGCCCUGUCCAACGAGGAGAGGAACCUCUUGUCUGUUGCCUACAAGAAUGUGGUGGGAGCCCGCCGGUCCUCCUGGAGGGUGAUCUCCAGCAUUGAGCAGAAGACUUCUGCCGAUGGCAACGAGAAGAAGAUUGAGAUGGUGCGAGCUUACAGGGAGAAGAUAGAGAAGGAGCUGGAGGCUGUGUGCCAAGAUGUGCUGAACCUCCUGGACAACUUCCUGAUCAAGAACUGCAGCGAAACGCAGCACGAGAGCAAAGUGUUCUACCUGAAGAUGAAGGGCGACUACUACCGGUACCUGGCAGAGGUGGCCACGGGGGAGAAGAGGGCCACGGUGGUGGAGUCAUCGGAGAAAGCUUACAACGAGGCUCACGAGAUCAGCAAGGAGCACAUGCAGCCCACCCACCCCAUCCGCCUGGGCUUAGCUCUCAACUACUCUGUGUUUUACUACGAGAUCCAGAACGCCCCCGAGCAGGCCUGUCAUCUGGCCAAGACCGCCUUCGACGACGCCAUCGCCGAGCUCGACACCCUCAACGAGGACUCCUACAAAGACUCCACUCUCAUCAUGCAGCUGCUCCGAGACAACUUGACACUGUGGACAAGUGACCAGCAGGAUGACGAGGGAGGGGAGGGCAACAACUAAAGAAAAACCACACUUCGAAAAAAAAUAUAUGAAGGGCCGGUGGACUUUGGCAGCCGCUUUUGCCGAUGACACUACCGCAGCAGCAGUUCUUUAUUUUUCCAUGUGUUAAAAGAAAAGAAUCAAAAGAGAGGUGAGAGUGGAGGUUAAAUCUUAGUUUAAAUAUAUAUAGAAAUAUAUAUACAGUUGAAGGGGGCCUCCGUCUUCUUGAUUUUCUCUUUGACAUUUGCCAAAACCACAGAUAUGUCAGUCAAUCAGCCUGAAGUGGUUGUUGUUGGAUUGAAAUGGCAGCCUCACACUGGCAUAGGAACUGAUCUUGUUCUGUCAAGAUAAGCUGCUUAGUUAGGUUUUUGCGUGAUAAGAGAUGCAUUUGAGUCACUUGAGAGAGAAAAUGCUUGAAUGGGAAUGCCUCACAAAACUAGUUUGCAUUGGUUCCAGUCAUAGUCUAAUAAGAAAAAAGGGCCCUGAAAGCUAUUGAUCAUAAUCUCACGCUAACAAUGAAAAAAAGAGGGAAGUAUAAACCGAUUAGUCCCCCCCCCUCCUAAAAAUAAAAAAUUUAGAGGAUAAAUUAUAUUGGAGUUGGAUAAAAGAAAUCCUGAUCCCUUACCUUCUGUCUAAAGUGUAUUUGGCAUCUCACAGAUUAGUCGGUUAUGUCACUGGAACCAUAGAUUCUUUUGGAGGUGAAGAUUAUAAAAGGCAGAGACUUAACGAUAUAAAACAUAACAAAAAAGACAAAAAAAUAAAUAAAAGCAGCUUCAGAGUUUGUGGUUUACUUCUGUGUUUGUUUUAUUAAAUGCACUUGCCUACUAUACUGUUUCUUCAGUGUAAGAUGAUGACAACAAUAAUAUUCAAUAUUGUGCAUGCUGGUGAUGUAUUUAUAUACAGUAGCUUGACUUUAUUAACUUAUACUGUGGGUGUUAAGUAUUCAUAUGAUUGAGAAAAACAGGCUUUGUCAGAUGUUGAUUUCUAAUUUCUAAUUUAUUUUUUUUGUUAUGGUUUUUGAUUUGCUAUACCAAAAUGGUGAUCGUAAAAAUUGACCUGUAAUGGGCCGUGCUAUAGUGACAUGCAAUAUGUGUAUUUAAUUUGUUAAUGAAAGAAAAAAAAGGAAGAUAAAAAACUCACCGAUGAUCACUUAAUCUUACCAGCUGGUGUUUGUCACAUUGAAGUAUGAUUAUGAUCUAUUUUCUUCUUUGAACAGUAUUUAAGUACUUUUUUCUGUCAUGCUAUCCAGUUUGAAUAAUGGUGAACUUUUCAGGCUCAGUGUUUCUGUUAAGAAUUCACAAACAUGGACCAUAUUUUAUUUCUGACAGUAUACAUUUCUGUUUGUUUGUUUGUUUUUAUACAUUUUAGCUGUUCCUGAGUGACAAAAUAUCUUGAAUGUGAGUCAUUAUGUAGCAGUUGCACAAGAACCGAAAUAAUAGCUAUGAUAAUAAAAAAGAAUAUGACUAAAUUAUACAUGCACCAUUUCCGUGGUGGUCUAGUGUAUUGUUGUAUUGUCACCCAUGAAAGAGAAUUUUGUUUUUAAAGGGGAAAUCAUUUCAUAGACAAAAAUGUUAGCUUUGUUUUGUGCCCUGAGUACAGUACGUGCUUUUUUGGUGCCUGUAUUUUUAUUUUAAAUGCCUCGUUUGCAAAUUAACCUUUACAAAAAAGGAUUUAUCUGCCAGUAUUUAAAGAGUCUGCGAGCAUGUAAUGAUAUCUUUCAAUGGCUCCUCACUUUUCUGUGUGUACUGCUCUCUGUACAGCACAUAGACAUGAAUAUUCCACAUUAAUGCACAAAUAAGGUGUGUUUCCACCAGGUGGUCCAGUCUGGUUUGGUACGGUAGACCCUGCUCUUGCUUGCAUCUCCACAUCCAACUGUAUCCGUACUUGGUAGACAGCUGGCUGGUGCUAAUAUGAGUCACAGAAAGGCAAAACAGACUCGAAGUAAAGAAAUUAAUGUUUUUUAUGGCCAAAGAUUUUUUUUGAUGUGAAAUCCAAAAUCAAGAAACAAGCUGUUUCCCAUUUACAGGUUUAAAAUGGAAAAGACAUACUUUUGACCAUUUGAGGUGGUUCACAUUAAAUAUGGAACUUAAAAACAAAAAAAAAGGUUAUUUGUUUUCCAUUUCUUGGUUUUUCAGUCAGACUAUGGAAAAAAAAACCUUUUUGAAUUUGUGUUCAAAUCAAAGAAAGAAGAUGAAAAAUCAGUUUUUCUUUUGUUAAUUUCAUUUCUGAAACAAAUACUUUUUUUAAUCUUAUGUUCAGAUCAGAAAAGGAAGAUCAAAAACUGGAACACUGGUGAUGCAACAUGCUUUUUUGCAGCCCCUGCAAGAGGUCAAAAAUAUGGAAAAAAAAGAAUGUUACACCACAACUCUCUUGGAUCUUCCUUUUUUGAUCCAAAAACAAAAUCAAAAACAUUCAAUUCUUUUUGGAAAAUUUCAUUUAAAAAAAGGAGGAAUUGUUCUUUUUUUUGUUUUCUAUUUUUUGUUUCCAGUUUAAUGUAAACUGCUUGAAAGAUCCAAGGGCAGAUCUUCCAUGUUUUGUUUUCCUACUUUUCAGCUUGUUUUUUUGAUUUUGGAUUAAAAAUCUGCUGGCUUUAAACUACACUGACCAUCAAGAAAAGGGUGCCAAAUUAAGCAGGGCUGUAUGGAUCAGUUAUUUUGGUACCUUUCCUAGCUUGUAACAGCAAAAUUAUUACGUGCCGUACCAAGCUGAACUGGACCACUUGGUGUGAUUGCAUCUUCAAUAGAGUCACAGGGGUAACAAUUUAACAUAAAUGCAUAUUGAUUACUGAUAAUUCACCUCUUCAGAACAAACUUUAGACACUACGAAGCUGCUUAAGAGCACAGAAAGCUGCUGAACAGAUUUAUCUUCAUAAAUCUGCUGCUAGUUCUAUUUAUAGGUUAUAAUAUAUUCAUACAGAUGGCCGUUUUUUAGGGACUUUAAUUUUUUAACUCACAUGUGAUGGCUUAAGAGAGAGAAAAACCGAAAAGCCUUAAGGUCAGUCACACACAACCUCCUUCAUGUAUGCCAAUUAUGUCAGCGUCAUGAGUCAGCUCCCACUGUAUGUCACAGCUGCUUUGAUUUAUUUUUAACGUGGAAUAAAGUCGAUGGUACUGAGGGCUCACCAGGCAAAUAGCAUGAAAUCCUGAAAUCACUCUGCACAGCUGCUCACAUGGAUAGAAGAGUUGAAUAUUAAACCUUGACUUACUGAUGUUUUCUCACUUUUUCUUUCAGUAUUAAAGAAAAGUCAUGUCAGGAGACUAUCACUCAUUGCCAAGAAUACAUGCAUUGUGUUACUUUUCAAUUACUUUCACUGUGGUUUGUGUUAUUUUUUUUAAGUUUUAUUUAUUUGGAUGUUAAUCCUUAACACAAAAACAAGAAAUGAGGAGAUUAGAAGUAGAUUUUAAUCAGGAAUUGGACAUGAGAGAUCUGACCAACUGGAAAUUAGCAAGUGGGGGUGGGGAGAACUGAAAAUGGUUUACAAUCUGUAUGCUCUGAGGAAUUUUUUGUUGCCAUCUGUUGCCCAUUAAAGUUAUUUGUUUAUCA
Cheilinus undulatus (humphead wrasse) is the source of this 4417-nucleotide messenger RNA. It is a transcript of the gene ywhag2, whose product is annotated as 3-monooxygenase/tryptophan 5-monooxygenase activation protein, gamma polypeptide 2. Gene Ontology annotation, biological process: signal transduction. The record is from RefSeq and is a predicted model, not a curated record. Gene Ontology annotation, molecular function: protein kinase C binding. The coding region runs from base 152 to 895 and encodes 247 amino acids. NCBI's taxonomy places the organism in Eukaryota, Metazoa, Chordata, Actinopteri, Labriformes, Labridae. The transcript is spliced from 2 exons. Gene Ontology annotation, cellular component: cytoplasm.